GUGCCUGGCCUUUCUUCACAUCGUUUCUCUCCCAGUUGCCCAGUGGGACAGUUGGGUCUCGGCACCUCAAGCGGCUCCAUCAAAACCACAAGACAAGCGAACAGUCAACCAGCCAUGAGCAAGUCCUACUCCUCCUCAGCCCAGAGUGCCUCCUCAUACCGCCGCACCUUUGGCUCUGGUGUCGGAUCAUCCCCAAUGUCCUCCCUCUUCUCCUCUGUCGGAGGUGGCCGCAGCUCUGCUUCAGCCCACAUGUCUUCCCGAGUCUAUGAGGUCAAAAGCACCAGCCUUCCCUCCUAUUCCAGCUACCGGGUGUCCUCUGGUCCUGGGGGAGCAGGGUUCGGGUCCUCUACAGCCGUGCGCACUUAUUCCGGAGAGAAGCUCGACUUCAACCUGGCUGAUGCCAUGAACCAAGACUUCCUCAACACAAGGACCAAUGAGAAGGCCGAGCUCCAGCACCUCAACGACCGCUUUGCCAGCUACAUCGAGAAGGUGCGCUUCUUGGAGCAGCAGAAUGCAGCACUGACGGUGGAGAUUGAGAAGCUGAGGGGCCGCGAGGGGCCCGGGCGCGUGGCUGAGAUGUAUGAGGAGGAAAUGAGGGAGCUGAGGAGGCAAAUAGAGGCCCUCUCCAACCAACGUGCCCGCGUGGAGGUGGAGAGAGACAACCUGGCUGAUGACCUGCAGAAGCUUAAGCUCAGACUUCAGGAGGAGAUUCACCAGAAGGAAGAGGCCGAGAACAACCUGUCUGCCUUCAGAGCCGAUGUUGACAAUGCAACUCUGGCCAGGCUGGACCUGGAGAGACGCAUUGAGAGUCUGCAAGAGGAGAUCGCCUUCCUCAAGAAGAUCCAUGAAGAGGAGAUCCGUGAGCUGCAGAACCAGAUGCAGGAGACACAGGUGCAGAUCCAGAUGGACAUGUCUAAGCCCGACCUGACUGCUGCUCUGAGGGACAUCCGCAUGCAGUAUGAGAGCAUCGCUGCCAAGAACAUUUCAGAGGCUGAAGAAUGGUACAAGUCUAAGGUGUCUGAUCUGAACCAGGCUGUGAAUAAGAACAAUGAUGCACUGCGUCAGGCCAAGCAGGAGAGCAUGGAGUACAGGCACCAGAUCCAGUCCUACACCUGUGAGAUUGACUCACUCAAGGGCACUAAUGAGUCUCUGCUGCGCCAGAUGAGAGAUAUGGAGGAUCGCAUGGGCCGCGAGGCUGCCGGUUACCAGGAUACUAUCGCACGGCUGGAGGCAGACAUUGCUAAGAUGAAGGACGAUAUGGCUCGUCACCUGAGAGAGUACCAGGAUCUGCUCAAUGUGAAGAUGGCCCUCGAUAUUGAAAUCGCCACCUACCGCAAGCUGCUGGAGGGAGAGGAGAGCAGGAUCACCACCACUGUGCCUGUCCAGUCUGCUUAUUCCUCCAUUGGAUUCAGAGAGACCAGUCCCGAGUCCCAGCAUCAGCGCUCGUCAGAGGUUCACUCCAAGAAGACUGUUCUCAUCAAGACCAUUGAGACACGCGAUGGAGAGAUGAAGUAUUCUAUGAGCCAGGGUGCUAGCACUCAGUCUGUUGUCAGCGAGUCCACACAGCACCAGGAAGACAUCAUGUAAACCGGAUGAGGCAACCUUAGAAAUACUACAUAUAGAGUAAUUAAUUUUUAAAAAAAAAAUUUGAAAUGUGUCCAGUUUACUACAAACGUCACAACAGGACAGGAGGUACAAUGCACAGCCUUUAGCCUGGUUUUAAAAUAAAAGUCAUUCCAGGAAUUCUGCUUUAUUCGUGUCACUUGCCUUCUCCCGGAAAACAUUUGAAUUUGUCAUAUCUUGUCUGCAAAAAUAACUCAAUCGCAAGAGUACAGUUUCAUAUUGAUAACAAGGCUUAGUGUAGCUGCAUUGGCCCAGUGCCCACAGUCUGCGAGCUGCAAGACAGAUCAAUGAGCCUGAAACACCAGGAGCAAAACUGCACAUAUUCCAAGUCUUUCUGUACAAAAGUAGGUGUAUAUGACGUGAUGAAGAAGGGCUUUAAUUUGUGCAACUGAUUUGAGGAAAAGUGAGAUGUUGGUUGUAGGUUUGAGAAAUGUCAGACACUCAGAUGAAAGAGGAACUCAGUCAUGUUUGAAGUUUGAGCUCAAUAGCAUUUGCUCUGUGUUUGAUGACCGGUGUGGGUGACCACCUUAUGCCGCUUCACUGUGACAAAGAUCUCCAAUAAAGACAUUUGUUAUCACUA
This is a messenger RNA of Scatophagus argus, 2203 nucleotides long. It is a transcript of the gene desma, whose product is annotated as desmin a. The coding region runs from base 115 to 1587 and encodes 490 amino acids. Gene Ontology annotation, cellular component: sarcolemma; intermediate filament; Z disc. The transcript is spliced from 11 exons. The record is from RefSeq and is a predicted model, not a curated record. Gene Ontology annotation, biological process: skeletal muscle organ development. Lineage: Eukaryota; Metazoa; Chordata; Actinopteri; Scatophagidae.